GAUGGUCACCUUUGUGUUUUUUUGCAGAUUUCUUGAAGAGCUUUCUGUAAUAUGUUCCCUGCCGUUGGAGUUUCACAUCUCUUAGCUGUCGUAUUCCUAUGUUUCCUGCAUUCGUCCUUGUGUGUCAGUGCAAAGAAAAAGGUGUUGGCUGAUUUGACAAGUAACAAGCUGACCAGAGAAAACGACGGCAGUUUUGGCCUUUGGUCAUUUCAUGGGACAGCAGCUGAGAGCCAUGCUGAUCAAACAGUGUUCACGUACAAUGCUGAUCUCCUGUCGAGUGAUGGUAGUCGGCACGUCAGUAUCGCCUCUACCCUCUACCCAUGGAUGGGGCUCACCUCGGACCUAGAUCCACUGUUCCAGGAGUAUCUGUUCUUACAAGCGAGGGCCGCAGGCAUCGACGGUUUUCUCCUAGAAUGGGGCCACAUGAACCACUCAAGCAACACAGCCCUCCGACAGCUACUGAGAAUUGCCAAGAAGUACGGAGCGUUUACCCUCGCCAUCAAUUGGUGCGACCACUGGCUCACGACAGAGUUGAAGAAUAAGACCAGUGGAGAAGUGGUUGAUGCAUUCCACAGGAACUUGCAGUAUCUGAUUGACACUGUGUUCAUACUUGGGCCCGAGGUUGUACUUUACCAUGGCAACCAUCCCGUCAUCUUCAUCUUUGGGGGAGGCCUUACGUCGGAGCAAUUUAAAGAUCUACUCGCCAAGCCCCUUCGCCUCCCUCCAGACAUGACCACCCCUAUUUGGAUUGGUAGCUACCUCAACUUUGCCUCCGGUCCUGCACUGUGGGGUGAAUGGGGCGGCCUGCUCAACGGCACUUUUGGGUGGGCGCCGUUCAUUGAGAAACCCACUCCAGCUAAUAUGUCGGAGUGGGACUACUACGGGACAUUAGAAGAUGCUGUGCAAUACCAGAGAAACCUGAGCAAGUUUGGCAAUGAUUGUGUAGCAACUGGUUCCUGCGUGCUGUGGUGCGGGUCUGCGUCCCCCGGCUUUGAUAACAGGGGCUGCGCAGGCUGGGGGCGGAGUCUAAGAUACCUCCCACGACGGGACCUGCAAACACACCGCAGGAGUACAUACAAUGCUCAGUGGGAGUUCUACAUUGGAUUAGCCUCCUCUCCAGAUGUUAUUAUCAUCCCGACCAUGAAUGAUUUCCCAGAAGCAACUGUGAUACUCCCCACCGGUCCCGCCAUGGAUGCAUUACACAGCACAGCCUGGCUGUCAGCCAAAUGGAAGAAUAUCAGUGCUGAUACCACAGGCGUGUCCCUCCCUGCUAGUUGGUUCAGUCUGUACCGCCAGGCUAUCUUCUACCAGCGAACGCCACAUCUAAAUGUUUCACACAUCAUCUCAGCACUAAACCAGACAGCUUCACUGAUCAACAACACACUGUACGCCGAGGCAUCUAGCUCUCUGCAUAUCAUCAGAAAAGAUCUACAGAAGCUUGCAUCCAGAUUGAAGGUGACAAACUUGACCUUUGACCUACCAAGCGAGGGCCUGUAUCCUACCGUCAAACCAACCACACAGAAUGGCUCGUAUGUCGUCAGCAAGACCGACGGGCUGUUCCUUGCUGUGGAGGAGACCAAGGCUGCUAUGCUGAGAGCUGCAAAUUUUAAGGGACUACUACGAUUUGAGUAUCGUCUGCAGAAGGAGACCUUCUCACAUCUCAAGGUGUACUCCUCAACAUCCAGACAAAAUAAACCACCAAGGAAAGAACUUCUUGUAUCAAGGUAUUCAGAAAGCGGUCGGGAAAAAGAGGUUUUUGUCAAACACGGUGAUUUUGCGGAGGUGUGUGACAUCAUGGUGACAUCAUCAGGUGCCUGGGAGUCUGCAGUAGUGGCUCUGCUCAAAGUCAACCAGGCCUGGGACCACACCGCUGAGCAUUCAUCAGAUCUGUACUUCGUAGCUGACGAGUCAUUCUUACUGCGCAACAUCUCUCUCGAGUUUCAAGUCUUUUCUGUCGAUCCAAGUUGAUGAUUUCAAUUUAUAUAUUUAUUUAAUAUUUUAUUAUUUUCAUCCAUGGGUUAACAGAAAAUGUAUUUAAAUGUAAUACAUCUUCAGAGAUUUUCAAACGUUUAAUAUAUGGUAUAUCUUGCCAUAUACUUUGUCUACUUAAAACUGCUGUAGGGGAGCUUUUUAACAACUUUACUUGUUUUCCUAACAAAAUUAUAUAUUUGGCAUCAACAAUCAUCUUAAAAUAGAGGCUUCCACUUUGUUGUGUCCACGUAUCUCCUAAAAUGGUGUGUGAAGUUAUGUUCCUGAAACGCGAGUUUUCAAUGUCAAAAGGUCACACCUCGUUUAGAAAAACCCGGAUGUAGCCCGGACCUUGAUGCACGGAGCGUAUCCGCGCGAGAUAUGACUUUGUUGCAGAAUCGAGUUAUGACCUUGUUGCACUAAUGUGACGAUUUGUUCUAAUAGUUUUAUUAACAUUGUUAACUAGGCAUGGCCUAAGGGCCAAAAAAGUGUCUGGUUUCUGGUAUGCGCGCGCAUCGCCGUAGCCAUGCGCGUCGGCAAAAUGAAAAAGUUGUUUUUUCAAUGUAUGAUGAUAUCUAAAAUCUGCCAAACUCACUGGUUUGAGUGGAAUCCUGCUGCUGCACAAUUUUAACGUGUUUUUAGAUGGGGUUACGAUCG
Patiria miniata (bat star) is the source of this 2625-nucleotide messenger RNA. RefSeq lists its product as uncharacterized. Bases 52 to 1968 code for a protein of 638 amino acids. Lineage: Eukaryota; Metazoa; Echinodermata; Asteroidea; Valvatida; Asterinidae. The transcript is spliced from 15 exons. The record is from RefSeq and is a predicted model, not a curated record.